Magallana angulata is the source of this 1833-nucleotide messenger RNA. RefSeq lists its product as uncharacterized. The record is from RefSeq and is a predicted model, not a curated record. The coding region runs from base 86 to 1720 and encodes 544 amino acids. The transcript is spliced from 2 exons. Lineage: Eukaryota; Metazoa; Mollusca; Bivalvia; Ostreida; Ostreidae.
UCGUAGAAUCUACACAAGUGGGAGGCUAGUGAUUGCUGGACACAAUUUAAAGACUUUGAAAGACCGCUAGUUCUGUUACGACAAGAUGAGAGGGGUGUUCGGCAUAGUGUGCACAAUAUGUCUGGUUUCCAGGGCCUGUGGGUUUGCCUUGCGACAAUCAUCAUUUGACCCAAAUGCGCUUUUCCAGCAACAAGCUCAGAUAGCGUCUUCAUCCAUCAAAGGAACCGGAAGCGUAGCGUCACCUAGCGGAGGAACAUCGGGUUCCCAAACUGGAGCAAGUUCUUCUGGUGCAGCAUCCUCCUUCGAUCCUAAUUCACUGAACAAUCAAAUGAUGCAAAGUGCAAACCAGGGUCCCCCAAACACCGGAGGUUCUUCUGGAAGUUCUUCCGGAUCCUCUUCCUCUUUUGAUCCGAACGCUCUAAACAAUCAAAUGAUGCAAAGCGGUGGCUCAGGGGGAUUUGAUCCUAAUGCCUUAAACAACCAGAUGAUGCAACAAAACUCACAGAGUAGCAGUGGAGGCGGUAGUAGUUCCACUUCAUCGUUUAAUCCAAACGCGCUAAACCAGGGAGUGUCCCAGUCUCAAAGUGCUGGUGGAUCGACCGGCGGAUCAGGGAGUUCCGGCCAAAUGAGCGGAGGGUCUUCGUCGUCAUUUAAUUCAAAUCAGCAAAUGGCGCAGUCGCAGAGUGCUGGAGGUUCAAGUAGUCCUUUACAGACAAGCGGUAGCUCUAGUGGUUCAUCAAGCGGUUCCUCAUCGUUCAAUCCUAACGCAAUGAAUCCACAAAUGUCGCAGUCGCAAAGUGCAGGAGGUUCUAGCGGUGCCUCAAGUCAGAUGGGCAGUGGCACAAGUCAGAUGAGUGGCUCUAGUCAGACUAGUGGUGGAUCUAGUGGUGGUUUCGAUCCUUCAUCGAUGAACAAUCAAAUGCUGCAAAAUAAUUUACAACAAAUGUCAGCGGGUCAGCAGAUUAAUUCUAACAUGAUGAGCAGUGGUUCUUCCAGUGGAAGCGGCAGUAGUGGGGGUUCCUCCAGCAUGUCAAGCGGAAGUGGCGGAUCCGGAGGAAGCGGGAGCGGGGGUAGCGGAGGUAGCUCGGGUAGCUUUGAUCCAAACUCAAUCAACAAACCAGAAAAUAAUAAGAUCGACCCCAGUUUAUUGAUGUCAAAUAUGGGUAGCUCCUCCGGCGGAAGUUCAAGCGGUGGAUCUAGUCAAAUGAUGAGUGGUGGUAGCUCUGGGGGAAGUUCAAGUGGCGGAUCCAGUCAAAUGAUGUCGCCAUCUAACAUGAUGGGUGGUGGGAGUUCAGGCGGAAGUUCCAGCGGUGGAUCCAGCCAGAUGAUGAGUGGAGGAAGUUCUGGAGCAAGUUCAAGUGGCGGAUCCAAUCAAAUGAUGUCGCCAUCUAACAUGAUGGGUGGUGGGAGUUCAGGCGGAAGUUCCAGCGGUGGAUCCAGCCAGAUGAUGAGUGGAGGAAGUUCUGGAGGAAGUUCAAGUGGCGGAUCCAGUCAAAUAAUGUCGCCCUCAAAUAUGAUGAGCGGUGGGAGUUCAAGUGGCGGAUCCAGCCAGAUGAUGAGUGGAGGAAGCUCUGGAGGAAGUUCGAGUGGCGGAUCAAGCUCUAGUAGCGGUGGAAGCAUGCCUAACUUUAACCCCAAUCAGCUGAUACAGAGUAUGAUGGGUGGAAUGAAUCUCAUGAAUCCUAGCCAAUUUAUCGGAAGGAAACGAUUUGUUCAAUAGACAUUAAUUUGUAUAAUGCAAUAAAGUCAAUAUGAUUUUUUCUAAAUGUUUUGGUAUGGCGUCCAUUGAUCACAUAUCAGUGUAUAUACAAAUAAAGCACCCACUUACUUGAA